Molecule: messenger RNA, 474 nt
Organism: Pterocles gutturalis (yellow-throated sandgrouse)
Lineage: Eukaryota; Metazoa; Chordata; Aves; Pterocliformes; Pteroclidae
Product: neuroblastoma suppressor of tumorigenicity 1-like
Exons: 4
Biological process (GO): animal organ morphogenesis
Molecular function (GO): receptor ligand activity; BMP binding
Source: RefSeq, a predicted model, not a curated record
CUGGCCAUGAUGUUAUGGUUUGUGGUUGGUGCCCUCUUCCCAGCGCUGCUCCUGGCCGCGCCGCCUCCCAUAAACAAGCUCGCCCUCUUCCCGGACAAGAGCGCUUGGUGCGAGGCCAAGAACAUCACCCAGAUCGUGGGGCACAGCGGCUGCGAGUCCAAGUCCAUCCAGAACAGGGCCUGCCUGGGACAGUGUUUCAGCUACAGCGUCCCCAACACCUUCCCGCAGUCCACGGAGUCCCUGGUUCACUGCGACUCCUGCAUGCCAGCCCAGUCCAUGUGGGAAAUCGUGACACUGGACUGUCCAGGCAAUGACGAGAUCCCCAGGGUUGACAAGCUGGUGGAGAAGAUUCUUCACUGCAGCUGCCAGGCGUGCGGGAAGGAAGCGGGCCACGAGGGAGCCCUAUGUUCAUGGCCUCCAGGAGUGCCUCUGGACUGGAGAAACUCGGACACGGACAUGGACAUCCCUUCGUGG